UGGACUUCGCAGGAACCAGGUUUCCUCCCAAAAUCCCUGCCUUCUCUUCUCCAUGCUCGCCCUCAAUGGACCGUCGAAGAGCGCCAAGCGGGUGCGGCUGCUCCGGUCACUGCAUACGACUUCGACGACGCUGGCAAUGAAGCAGAAGAAGGCAGCUAAAGAGCCCGCGUCGAAGCCCUCACGGAAGCCGUCGAAAGCCAGGGUCCCCUUGCGCCAGCACACCAAGGUCUCGCUGCAGCAGCAACUUGCAUAUGAUAGGUACCGCAGGGCGCAGGAGGAACAGCAGAAGGAGGCCGCCAAGUCCAAGAUCGACGACAAGAAGGCUGCUCCCUCCGAAUUCGCAGACGCGACGGCGAUGACUGUGCCGCGCUCUAAGCAUUCCUUGACGCCCGAGUUCUCCUCCCCACCGCUACUUCCUGGACUUCUCACGAGUCUGAAGGACUACAUCGGCCAUGAUGCGGCGCCUACCGACAUCCAGGCCCUCAGCAUGAAGUGGAUUCUCGACGAGGGCGCGAGCGCGUCGCAGUACGGCCAAUACCUGCUUGCAUCGGAGACGGGAUCCGGAAAGAGCAUAGCCUAUCUCCUCCCCGUUCUGCAGUCUGUCAAGCAGGCAGAGAUCUCCGGCCGUCCCUUGCGACCGUCACCCUCCCGCUUGUCCCCUCGCGCCCUCGUCCUGGCCCCCACCCACGAACUAGCACGGCAGCUUACCUCUUUCGCCAAGGGCCUCGUUCACAAUGCCAAACUGCGUGUCCUCUGCACAAGCCAGGCGAACAAACCCAGCACCCACGCGCGCCACGACAGGACCGCGCGUGCGCUCGAGCGCAACAUGGAUGACCUCUUCGGCGUCACGGGCGAGGAGGGCGAGUUCGAGAUUGCGCCGCCAAGCAGAUCGCAAGCGCGCGCCGCGGAUGUGGUGGUCGGCACACCGAUGAAGAUUCUGGAGAUGAAUCGGGGCAUAGGCUGGGAUCGCGCCGCGCGCGACGCGGAGGUGGAUAACAAUGGUCGUGAUCGGCGCCCUGGAAGUGGCGUCGCCGAGCUUGCAACGCGCACCGCAGAGACGCCGGGCAUUGGCUACGAGAAUGUGGAGUGGUUGGUCGUGGACGAGGCGGAUAUCCUCUUCGACCCCGACUUCCAGGAGUCCACCCGCCUGCUCAUGGCUGACAUCGCCGCCGCUCGCGGGCUGCCCAUCUCCCCCACCGUCAUCCCCGUGGAGCCCAAGAGCCGCACCAAGCCCGUCACCCCCACCCCCAACCUGCCCUCCAAGCGCCGACAACUCGCCCCCUCCCUCCCGUACAACCUCAUCCUGUCCUCUGCCACCAUCCCCGCUGCCCUCCUCGCCUACCUCGAUGCGCACCACCCGGACAUGGUCCGCCUCGUCUCCCCAGGCCUUCAUAAGCUCCCCAAGAACAUCCGCGUGCGGCACGUACCGUACACUUCCGGCACUGGUCGUGAGCGCGACGUCGAGCGCGAGAUGCGAAGGGUGUGGGCGGAGGAUGGAGGGAAGACGUACUCGAAGAUCGUCGUGUUCUGUAACAAGUCGACCAAGGUGCAGAGGUUGGCGGCACUUCUGGAGUCGAGGGGCAUCCGCGCGCUGGCGCUUACGAGCCGUCCGAGGCGAGGCGUCGCGGAAAAAGACGAUGCGGAAGACGGAGCGACAGAGGGCGAAGAGCUGCCGGUGGUGACCAGCGCGCGCGUGCGGGGCACCAACCGGUAUCUCGCGUCCUUUUUACGCCCCGCCGUCGGCCGCAAGAAGGCCUUCGAGGAAGAGGAGAGGGCGAAGGAGGCCGCCGCGCAAGCGGGCGAGACCACCGAAAAGUGGAAGCGCAACAUGGAGCUGCUAGAGCAGGCGCCCGCCCCCGCCCUCGAGGGCUUCUCGCACCCCGCGCUGAACGCCCCCGGCGGCAGCAUCGCGCAUCUUGGGCUCUCCGGCGGCGCGACGGCGGGCUCCAGCGCCAUCGCCAACUCCUACACCUCCCCCAGCGGCCUCGCCAUUCCCUCCCACUCCCCACAGGCAUUCCCCAAGUUCGCCCCCUCCGAGGCGCCUCAUGUAUUGAUUACCACGUCCCUCCUCUCGCGCGGACUUGACUUCGGGCCCGACGUGCGGACCGUGUUUAUCAUGGACGAGCCGAGGAACAUGGUCGACUUUUUGCACCGCGCGGGGAGGACGGGACGCGCUGGCAAGAUGGGCGAGGUGGUCGUGUUCUCGAAGAUGAAGGGGAGGGGGAGCGCGAGCUCGAAGGAUAUGAAGAAGCGGGUGUCGCAGUUGAGGAGAUAGAUGGGUCCUCCUUACUGAUUGGGCGGCCACGAUAGGUGUGCUUGCCCCUUUGCUUCUCUUAGUACCCCUCCUCUGCAUCGUCUAUCACCACCACUUAUUGUACAGCCUAUAAUCCCAUCUCAUCCCUGCUCAUUGGGGCGUCCCAUCUCGAGCAACUUUCGGCUACGGAG
Messenger RNA from Schizophyllum commune H4-8, 2445 nucleotides. RefSeq names its product P-loop containing nucleoside triphosphate hydrolase protein. The transcript is spliced from 2 exons. Bases 53 to 2275 code for a protein of 740 amino acids. The record is from RefSeq and is a predicted model, not a curated record. NCBI's taxonomy places the organism in Eukaryota, Fungi, Basidiomycota, Agaricomycetes, Agaricales, Schizophyllaceae. Gene Ontology annotation, molecular function: ATP binding; nucleic acid binding.